Molecule: messenger RNA, 1933 nt
Organism: Diabrotica virgifera virgifera (western corn rootworm)
Lineage: Eukaryota; Metazoa; Arthropoda; Insecta; Coleoptera; Chrysomelidae
Exons: 2
Coding region: 148-1833 (561 amino acids)
Source: RefSeq, a predicted model, not a curated record
UGAUAUACGGUGUAGCAUGUGAAUCUAGAAACAGGUUCAAAAUGGCCUUCGUCACAUUAGCUGUUAGAAAUAAGAUCAUAUAAAAAGGUGAAUUUGACGGAAUUUAGUAUCACUUGUGUUCAAGUGCCUUAAGGUAACAGAUCGAGAAUGAAAGCGUUUUUGGUACUUGGAUUUGUGGCUUUAGCCGUCGCCACGAGCCCACCAGCUCCCACUAGCGGCGAGAAGAAGGAUAAUGCCAAGCCUGUUGUAGCAGAAAAAUCCAAACGUCACUUGGGAGGUGGAUUCUACCAACAAUCCUUCAACAGUAUUCCACAAACUUACUCAUCUUCAUGGAGCAGUGGUCCAGUAGUCCAUGGAUACGGCUACAAAUACAACUAUAACUCAGGACCAGUUGGUCAGUAUUCUGCAUCAUCAUAUUCCUCACCUUUAAGUUACUCUGCCGGUGGAUUAUCUGCUGGAGGUUUAUCUGGAGGCCAAUACUCAUCUGGACUUUAUUCUGCUGGAUUAGCCGGAGGUUAUUCUUCUGGUCUUUCUUCUGGAAAUCUCCUUUCUGGUGGUCUUUCCUCAGGCGCUGUAUCUGAAGGUUUUUCGUCAGGAUACGGCUCUGAAGGUUUAUCAGGUUUAUCUGCUUCUGCUGGUUUGGGUAGUGGUGGUUUAGGUGGAUCUUAUGGAUCUUACGGAUCCUAUGGAUCAUCAUAUGGAGGCCAAUCUGGUCUUCUUUCAGGUGGUUCCUCUGAUGUUUACUCUUCUGGACUUUCUGGUCUUUCCUCUGGAGGUUUGGGUCAAGGAUAUUCUUCCUACAGUUAUGGUGUAAAAUCUGGUCUGGAAAAAGUCGUCUCAAGCGAAGAAGUUGCACGUCAUACCGUCCACAAUGUAAUCAACAAAGUUCAAGUACCAGUACCAGUACCCCAACCUUACCCAGUAACCAAAACUGUCCAAGUACCACGACCAUACCCUGUUAAUGUUGACAAACCAGUACCUGUUCAAGUAAGAGUUAACGUACCAGUACCAGUUGAAAAGCCCUACCCAGUACAAGUUCCUUAUCAAGUACCUUACCAAGUUAAAGUAAAAGUACCAUACACAGUUGAAAAACCAUACCCAGUACAUGUCACUAGAACUGUUACCGUUCCAGUAGAAAAACCAGUAUAUGUAAAAGUUCCAGAAGUAGUCAGGAUCCCAGUUCCACAACCCUACCCCGUACCAGUUCAACGCAGAGUUGCUAUUAAAGUCCCACACCCAGUUGUAGUUAAGGUACCAGAAGUUGUCAACGUACACCAUGCCAUCCAAACUGUUAAACAACCCGUAGAAUUUGUCCAACAAAGAGUCUCAGCUCCAAUUGUCUCACACACAUCUUCAGGUGUAGUUGGCGGACAAUCAGGUUUUUCAUCAGGAGCAUUCUCUUCUGGUCUUUCCACCUCAUCUGGUUUUUCAUCUGGUGCUGAUGUUGUUUCCUCCUCUGGUUUAGAAGCAUCCUCAGGUCUUUUGGCUGGAGGUCAAGGUUUCAACACUGAUAUUUCUCAAGGAUACUCUUCUUCCGGUAUCAUUUCAUCCGGUAUCCAAUCUGGUGGUCAAGAACUUAUUUCUGGUCAAUCAGGAUUCUCUGGAUUGGAAUCGGCAGGUCUUCAAUCAGGAUUACAAUCAUCUGGUUUCCAGACAGAAUUCCAAUCUGGUGGAAUCCAAUCUGCUGGAGCCGAUUUUAGUUCAUCAAGUUCAUUGUCCGGUACAUCCCAAGGUGUUGCUAGUGAAUACCUUCCCCCAUGCCCAUUGAGCCACGGACACAACAUCUCAGCACGUAAAGCAGAAGAAAAGAAGGUUGAUGAAAACAAACAUUAAAUUGUUAUUGUUGUCUAUAAUAUAGUAUAUAAAAUGUUGAUAUUCGACACGAUUUGUACAUGAACAUUUCCUCCUUCUGUUAAUAAAUCUUUAAACAAAA